UAGUUUUGCAUCACAAUGUCUUUUAUUGGUAAUACUUCAGAUCUGGAGUGUGAAAAGAAUGAGUAUCCUAGAUCGCCGCGUCCUACAAGUGGCAUAGUGACCAAAGUGGCUGCCCAUAAGCUAUCUGCAGAGCCCAAAUGGUCGGAUAAGCGCAUUUCUGGACAACAACAGCAGCAGCAACAACAACAAGAUGAUGAUUCCGAUUCGGAAAUAUCAUCGCCGGAUAAUUUCCUAACCAAGGGGGCCUUCCUACUGACACCCUCCUAUGAACUAUCCAUGGAACGAGCCGCUUUAAUUUGUGAAAAAAUGAGCUUCAAGGGCUGUUUCAGUUUGACGAAAACCGCUACAGGAAUUCUAUUUAAAUUCUCACAUCCAGAUGACUAUCAGGCGGUGUUCAAGAAGGGAUUCCAUAAGGUGACUGGGGCGCGGUUCUAUCGCAAAAUUGCCAUACCUUGCCGACCACGCAAAACCUUCACGCUCUAUGUACUGGAUGUGCCCGAGGACUUGCCCGUCGAGGAUAUCCGACAUGCCAUGUACAAGUUCGACUCGGUUGUCGAGGUGGUGCGUCUGCAUAUCUACUCAAGCAUCACCACAUCCAACAUAUCGGGCAGCAAUAUUGCCGGAGCCGGUGGUUCAUCCGACAAGGGCGUGGGCGUUGAAGGUGAGCAGACGUUGCAGACUUUGCGCAGAGCGGCCAUAAGAAGCAGCAGCUCCAAAAACAUUGGUCUAGGUGGUGUCAGUGGUUCUGUGGCCGAUCAGGUCGAGAAGGCCGAACGCCCGGAGAGACGUGAACUGCCGCCGGCUGUUAUACGCAUCACAUUGGCCUCAAUGGACGAGUAUAAUAUAUUAUUGCAGAACGGCUUGAACUUUUAUGACGCCACAUUCUUUCCAACCGAUGCGAAUAUCUCCCUAAAAGGCGCCAAAAUUGACUACAAGCGGAGAAUGUUGGAUGGCUCGAUACCGGGGCGUGUGCGCGAGUUACUUCCCGUUUUCGAUGCAGCUGGCUUCUGCAAAUUGCCUCCACCCACCAGUAAGCUAAUUAAGCCACCGAGGUCAUGAAUCCAUCGACGAGUUGGUGACGGCGGGGAUCGCCCCUCACCCACACGCCUCCUGCCUCCCCGCCCAUUCCCCUCUUCCCAAGCCCACAUUGACGACGAUGACGACGACGACGAAACAAAAAAAAAAAAAAAACC
Drosophila willistoni is the source of this 1193-nucleotide messenger RNA. RefSeq lists its product as uncharacterized. NCBI's taxonomy places the organism in Eukaryota, Metazoa, Arthropoda, Insecta, Diptera, Drosophilidae. The transcript has 5 exons. Bases 16 to 1059 code for a protein of 347 amino acids. The record is from RefSeq and is a predicted model, not a curated record.